Molecule: messenger RNA, 712 nt
Organism: Benincasa hispida (wax gourd)
Lineage: Eukaryota; Viridiplantae; Streptophyta; Magnoliopsida; Cucurbitales; Cucurbitaceae
Gene: BNS
Product: bonsai
Biological process (GO): protein K11-linked ubiquitination
Cellular component (GO): anaphase-promoting complex
Source: RefSeq, a predicted model, not a curated record
CUAAUAUUUAUUAACGAGGAAAACGGAGAGAAGGCUCCCCCAUUAAACGAUCAUCAUCACCAGCCGUAGACAGUCCAAACUGCGUCUGUGAAGUCUUGUCUGCCAGCUGCUCCGACGGCAAGGGGUCCGCCGGAAUCGUCUACAGGGGCUAGAAUCGUUAUUUUUCCCACGGUUCGAAGAUAUUGGGUUUUAGAAUCUCCCUUAACAAGAAAACACCAAUGGCAGAACUUAGUCUGGGUAUAUUGAUAGACAUUCUAGAUGAAGAAUGGAUGAGAGACACACUCCCUCAUGAUGAUCUUCUACUCCCUCCCGUGCUGGUUGUUCGGCCUGAUGACACCGAGGACUCAAAUCAGGAGGCUCAGCCAGUUGAUACCGAUACCUGGCAUGAUCUUGCCCUAGGUAACCAAUGAACCUUUUCCUAACUAAGGAUGGUCUGUUUUCAAGAGAUUUGCUUCAAGUUAGAAAUUUUAUGAUCAUAUUCUCUUGCUGUAUUCGCAUUGUAGAUUUUCAGAUUUCAUUAAAAUCCAUGCUGUAGAUGUUAAAGAUCUAUGUAGAAAGCGUUCCUUUGUGGCAAAAGAAACUAUGUACAUGUUCGUGGCAGUCGGUUAAGACUAUUGAUGGAUUUGCUGCUCUCUUUUGUAAUUUGUUGUGUGGAGACAGACUGAAAUAUUGUUUAUUAUUAUGAGAUCCAUGUCCAAUUCUAUUUGAAAGA